Molecule: messenger RNA, 1459 nt
Organism: Gryllus bimaculatus (two-spotted cricket)
Lineage: Eukaryota; Metazoa; Arthropoda; Insecta; Orthoptera; Gryllidae
Source: the annotation of a GenBank genome assembly
AUGCAAUGUUCGCAGCUGGGAGAAAAGGAGGACGGCAUGGAGAUGAACCUGACGCGCCGGACGAAGACGCCGGCGGACGAGUUCUUUCACAACGGCAUCCUGGAGAUGUCGGGCAGCAUCGCGGAGCCCGGGGGGCUGGUGUGGCCGUUGGUGCUGUGCGACGCGCUCUCCUGGAUCGCGCUCUUCCUGUGCAUCAUGAACGGCGUCAAGUCGGUGGGCAAGGUGGUGUACUUCACCGCCACUUUCCCGUUCGUCAUCCUGUUCGUGCUGCUGGUGCGCGGCGUCACGCUGCCCGGCGCCGUCGACGGCAUCCUCUUCUACAUUUCCCCGCAGUGGGAGCAGCUCACCAACCUCAAGGUUUGGGCAGAUGCUGCUAUCCAAAUUUUUUUCUCACUGGGACCUGGAUGGGGAGGAAUCGUGAACAUGGCAAGUUACAAUGAAUUCAAGAAUGACAACAAGUGGGAUUCGGUGUUGGUGCCGGUGAUGAACUGCGGGACAAGUAUAUUCGCCGGCUUUGUCGUCUUCUCCGUUCUCGGAUUCAUGUCCCACCAAACUGGAGUUCCCGUUUCGACAGUGGCCACCGGAGGUCCUGGAUUGGCAUUUGUAACUUAUCCAGAGGCAAUCACAAUGCUACCAUGGCCUCAUUUAUGGGCAUUUCUCUUUUUUGUAAUGCUUUAUUUAUUGGGAAUGGACAGCUGUUUUGUUCAAAUUGAAGCAAUUAUCUCAAGUGUAACAGAUGAAUUUAUUAUUCUUCGGAAGCACAAGAGGCUAGUUACUUUCUGCUCAUGUUGUGCAAUGUUCCUCGGGUCUCUUUCAUGUGUCACCAAUGGUGGCAUGUACAUGCUACAGUUAUUAGAUUGGUACAGUGCAUCCAUUUCAGUUAUCCUGAUAUGCAUUGUUGAAGUUGUCAUAGUGGGUUGGAUAUAUGGUUGUGAAAAUUUUGUCAGAGAUGUUGAGUUUAUGAUUGGAAAGAAGGUUUCGCUAUGGUGGAAAUUAUGCUGGAAAUACAUUACACCAAUAAUUUUAACGUUCAUCUUCAUAACCUCAAUUGCUUUUAAUACUCCUGUUUCCUACAAUAAUAUUCAAUAUCCAAAAUGGGCAAUUUCUCUGGGAUGGAUGUCAGCAGCUGCAUCUAUGGUGUGGAUUCCAAUUUACAUUUUAUACAAGAUUAAAAUUACACCUGGGACAUGGAGAAAGAAAUUAUUAUCAAACUUACAACCUACUGAAGAAUGGGGACCUGAAUCACCUGAAAAUAGAAGAGAAUGGGAACUCCAAAAAUCCAAGAAAAAUACCAGUUAAUGAGAUCUUUUGGACACUUUUUCUUCUUUUCUUUGUUUCUUUCUUUCAUUUGUUUACACAUGAAUUCAGUUUCGUCAUUUUCUACAAGUAUGUUUUCAAAGAAUGUGUUGUAAAUAUUAUAUAUUGUUUGUAUAUUUAUAUUGUAUAAAUAAAACACUGU